This is a messenger RNA of Porites evermanni, 1850 nucleotides long. The record is from the annotation of a GenBank genome assembly. NCBI's taxonomy places the organism in Eukaryota, Metazoa, Cnidaria, Anthozoa, Scleractinia, Poritidae.
AAAUUUGCUGAUUUUAAGCGUGCUCUCGUGCAGAAGGAGCUUUCGACUAACUCUCAAAUCAAGAAGUUGAAGACUGAGGCGAAGGCUUCCGGUAGCUUCCAGUUUAAAGGUAACAAGCUACAGUUUGAGUUCAAUUCAAGCUUGUUAGACUCUAUAAACAUUGCUUUCGAUCACCUCCACGAGGAAGACUUGUCAGGUGUUAACAAGGAGCUUGAGAACGUCAAAGCGUCACUGAACAAACAAAACAAAGUUGUACGUUUUAGAGACAAGAGUUCCGCUGGUUGGGCGGCGGUGGAAGAGUAUGAAUCUGACGAAUUGGCCGACGAUUCGGAAGACGAGAAGAAACUACGAUCUGCCGAAAGAAGGGCGCUCUCCAAGAUUCGCCUGCGUAAACAGUCUCGAAGUUCUGGUCAGACCCGCAAAUUUCAGCAGGACCGUGAUGGCCCUCUGGGCGCCGGAGGUUCUUCGAACAGCUCUACUUCUCAGCCUUUUCGCCACCAGCCAUUUAUUCAACAGUCCUUUCGGUCGUAUCGGAGUACUCGAACACCACAGCCUUCCGACAAAUGCUUCGCCUGCGGGCAGUUUGGGCACUGGGCAAACUCGCCUUUCUGUCCUAGCUACAGCCGCGCCUACGGCAACAGGGCCUUGCCAGCUAUCUCAACCACUACCGUUAACAAAUAAAGGAACUCUAGAAAGACUUGGAACAGAUGAGUAUCGUAAUGUUGUAGAUCCGUUUAGUACUUUUGUCGGAAUUGAAGAAACAGACUUAUUAUAGAACGCAGUUAUGUAGAUUAUUUUGAGGGUUCUGAAUCAGUUAUCGUGAAGGGGACGUUGAGAGCUAAUGUUCAGUUUUGGGAAAGCAGUAGCCAACGCACCAGCAAUAAUAUAAGUCGCAAAAGAGUUUUAAUUCAACUGGAACAACUCGAACUCUUGACCUUAUUUACAUGAUGUUGCCAGUGGUUUCUAGGAUAAAGUAACAAACAUAUAUGUAAUUCUCGCCUUGCUGAUUAAUGUUGUUACCUUUAUUGCAUCCAAAUACAGGUAACAUAGGAAAUACGAGAUAAACGAAGACAGAGGACAUUACCCGACGAUUUGGGAAUACGGCGAACGAAGUAAGAUAAAGAACGUACGUAGUUGUAACAGCUAGCGAACUAGAGCAAGAUACUUUACGAUUUGCAUAACCCGCGCGAAAGUCGAAUUACUUAUACGUAAACACGCGGACUGGGACUAGGCGGGGGAUUGGUUACUACAAUUGGUGCUUCUAAUUUUGUUCUUAGCGUUAUUAGGGAAGGGUAUAAAAUUCCCUUUUACUUUACUCCUACGUCAGUUUUUCUUCCGAAUAAUAAGUCUGCUCUGCAUAAUGCCGAUUUCGUUUUAGGCGCUAUCACUGAACUUCUUAAGGUCGAUUCGGUCGUGCAGUGUCCUUGUCCGCCAGUAGUUGUGAAUCCACUCUUUGUUUCUAUUCAACCUAACGGGAAGGGAAGGCUCAUAUUGGACCUAAGACACGUUAACUUUUUUGUUAAGAAAUCCAAGAUUAAGUUUGAGGAUGCUAAGUCCUUUUUGGAGUGUCUGGUAGCCUCACCUUGCGCAUGGGCUUGUUCGUUUGAUAUUAAGUCGGGCUAUCAUCUAGCCUGUUCCAGGCUCCGAGAUAGUGGUGAAAAGUCGUUCAGUAAAAAGAAAUGAUAAUAACGCGCGGGAGCUGGGGAGAGACAGGGCGCCCCCUUUCCCAAGUCGCGCGCGUCUUAUUUUCGCUUUGCUCCUUUAAUACGUCCCCACUAUACUAUCUGAGAGCCUGGCACAGGCUAGCUAUCAUCAUACUGAGAUAUUUGAAUCUGAUCAACAAUUUUUGG